This is a messenger RNA of Acanthocheilonema viteae, 594 nucleotides long. Lineage: Eukaryota; Metazoa; Nematoda; Chromadorea; Rhabditida; Onchocercidae. The record is from the annotation of a GenBank genome assembly.
AUGAGAUCAGUCAAACAUGGAAGAAGAAGAGCUCGUCGACGCAUUAAUUAUAGUAAAAAUUUGGUUGCUGCAAAAAAGAAAGCAACGAAAAGACGAAAAGCUAUGUGUGGAAUUAUGUGUAAACAGAUGCGCAUGGCUUGGGACAAGAAUGCUACAAUUAAACAGAAUAUGAAAGCAAUGGGACUUGCUUACGAUUCGAACAAAUUGUUUUCUUUGCGUGCAAACAUUAAUAAUCAGUGUGAAAAAAUGGAUACUGGCGAUCCGAAACUGCACGGUUCCAUUAAAUCUCAAAUGCUAAAGACUAAACCGGCCAGUGAAGAGUCGAAAAUUAUGAACGUGAUUGCUACUUUGGAAAAAGAAGUUGAAGAAGAAGAAAUGAGGCAGAAAAAAGGACGUGGCUACCGUUUGCUUGCUCGAGAUAUUGAAUUUUGUGCUUACAUGAUUGAGAGACAUGGUGAAGAUUAUGAAAAAAUGAGUCAUGAUGCGAGGAAUAUCUAUCAGGAUACGCCGAAACAAAUACAGCGAAAGAUUCGUAUCUUCAGGCAAAGCCGAGAAUAUUCAAUAUAUCAAAAACUUCUAUCAAAAAUGGCAUGA